UGGUUGAAACAGUCAACAGAUAUUUCGAUUAUUUCAGCUAUCUUCUAUUUAAAGCUGAUGGGUGUAUGGUUCGCAGUUAACCGUGCAGAGAAAUAUUUCAGAAAUUUUAUGGUGAUUUAUUCCAUAAUCUCACUGAUGUUGGUUGCAGCGUUUCAGUUCAGAGGUCUUUACGUUUGUUGGGAUGAUCCUACUAUAAGCACUUCGUUCGUGUGUAAUAUAGUGGGCUUAGCCCUAUGCUUCCUCAAGUUUUGUUCAGUGUUUAUUCAGAAAAGGAAGUUUCUUCAAUUGAUCGAGUUUAUGCAGACGAAUUUUUGGCAUUCGAAUUAUGGUAUUUACGAGGAACAACUUCUCGCUAAUGUGAAGAAAAUCUGCAUUUACUUUAUUUGUACGUUUUCAUCCUUAACGCAAUUUACGGUUGUCUGUUACAUUUUCAGACCUGCUGUACUUAAUAUUGGAAAGAAUGCAUCAGAUAGGACGCUUAUUUUUCCCAUGUGGUUAGAUGAAUCAUGGAAUGAGACGCCGUACUUUGAAAUAGAGUAUGUGAUACAGGCUUUCAGCUCAUUCCAGGCUGGCAUUAGUUUCCUUUGUUUCGACAAUAUCUUCUGCAUCAUGUGUCUGCACGCAGCUGGUCAAUUUCGCAUAUUACAGUACAGGAUGACCAAUAUUCACGAAGUGCAAAAUACACCUGAAGAUAGUAAAAAUGUAAAUAAAAACGUGUUGUAUUUAUCGGAGAUUUGUUUAGGCGCGUUUAGAGAUUGCAUUCGGCAACAUCAAGCCCUCAUUGAUUUCUGCAAAUUGGUCGAUGAAGUGUUCAGAGAGAUUAUGCUUAUGCAAGUGUUAAUUUUUAGCAUGUUAAUGUGUUUGACUGGAUAUCAAACAUUUUUGGAGACGUUGAAUCUUCCAAUGCGCAUUUCUUUCGCAUCUUUGUUAGUGACGAAUAUAUGUCAACUUUGGAUAUUCACAUACAGUUGCAGUAGCAUGACGCAUGCAAGCGUAAGUGUUAAUCCAGCAGCGUAUGCAUCCCCAUGGACGGAUCUGUCCAUGGAUAAAUUUGGAAAAAUGAUACGAAAAGAUGUGCAGUUUGUCAUUAUGAGGUCAUCACGAGCCUGUCACAUCAAUGCUUGGCGAUUUUUUCCUAUUUCCCUUGAAACAUUUACUAAGAUAAUGAGCACCGCAAUGUCCUAUUUCACGAUAUUGAGACAAAAUACAUUGGAUACAGCAAAUACAUAAUUUCGUAACCGAUAAUUGCUUGUAAAUGAAUAAAAUACUAUAU
Messenger RNA from Osmia bicornis bicornis, 1273 nucleotides. RefSeq names its product odorant receptor 13a-like. Gene Ontology annotation, molecular function: odorant binding; olfactory receptor activity. Bases 58 to 1230 code for a protein of 390 amino acids. The transcript has 6 exons. Gene Ontology annotation, cellular component: plasma membrane. The record is from RefSeq and is a predicted model, not a curated record. Gene Ontology annotation, biological process: detection of chemical stimulus involved in sensory perception of smell; sensory perception of smell. Lineage: Eukaryota; Metazoa; Arthropoda; Insecta; Hymenoptera; Megachilidae.